UGUGGUGCACACUGAAAACGAAUGUGAUAAGGGCAGCUGUCAGUCGAUAAACGUUAUCAAUUUCCCACAGUUAUCCGCAAUCAAAUCUCAAACAGCCCACCAUUUGAAUGCCACGAUAGCUAGGGCACUAUAGCUUUUAUAGUGCCUUAUGGUAGCUUACGAUUUUCGGGAACGCUCUAAAGUUUGAAACGUACAUUUUUCAUCUAUAGUGCUUGAAGAAUCACUUGUAAUACUAUAAGUGCCACCAUCGACAACGAAUUUUCUGUCUAUUACACAGAUUUUGCACGACUUUUUGAUUCGAAGUAGCCUUGUUCAUUACCGUUCUGAAUUUGAAGAUGGCUAAAGUAAUUUUAGUCACUGGCGGAUCUGGGCUAGUAGGUAGUGCUAUUAGAACUAUUGUUGAGACCCAAAAAGAAGCGCUACCCGAUGAACAAUGGAUAUUUACUAAUUCUAAAGAAGCAGAUCUCAACGAUUUGCAAGCGACUAAAAAUUUAUUCGAAAAAUACAAACCAACUCAUGUUAUACAUUUGGCAGCUAUGGUUGGUGGACUUUUUCAUAACAUGAAUAACAAUUUGGAUUUUUUGCGCAAAAAUAUACACAUAAACGAUAAUGUAUUAGAAACUAGUUAUCAGUUCAAUGUCAAGAAAGUAGUAUCGUGUCUUUCUACAUGUAUAUUUCCAGACAAAACUCCAUAUCCUAUUGAUGAAACAAUGAUACAUAACGGACCUCCUCAUUCAUCUAAUUUUGGUUAUAGUUAUGCCAAGCGAUUGUUGGAUAUUGCCAACAGAGCUUAUCAUCAAAAAUAUGGAGUAAUAUUUACUUCAGUUGUGCCAUGUAAUGUAUUUGGACCUUAUGACAAUUUUGAUUUACAAAAUGCUCAUGUAGUACCUGCUCUUAUUCAUCGACUUCACAUAGCUAUAGAAAAAGGAGAUGAUAAGUUUGUAGUACUUGGUUCAGGAAAACCUUUGCGGCAAUUUAUUUAUUCAUUGGAUUUAGCCAGAUUAUUCAUUUGGACUUUAAGAAAUUACAAUGACAUAGAACCAAUUAUUUUAUCAGUGGAUGAGAAAGAUGAAGUAACAAUUUCUCAACUAGCUGAAAUGAUAGCCAAGUCAUUUAAUUUCCAAGGAAUUCUAGAAUUUGAUACAAGUGCUGCAGAUGGACAAAUAAAGAAAACUGCGAGUAAUGACAAACUAAGAAAACUUUUACCAAAUUUUAAAUUUACUAACUUAGAAAUAGCAAUAGCUGAUACUGUUGAUUGGUUCAAAAAGAAUCAUAAACAAGCAAGACUGAUCGCCCCAUAAUUAUUUAUAUAAAAUUACAUUAUAAAAUAAUGUAUUUUAUGUUAACAGUUGGACUAAAACAUAACAUCCGAAUUUCCUUUAAAUUUUAUUUGUAUUAUUAUUUACUUAUAUACCUAUGAUGAAUAAUAAUGUUAAUUAUACUACAAUA
This is a messenger RNA of Sipha flava (yellow sugarcane aphid), 1449 nucleotides long. RefSeq names its product probable GDP-L-fucose synthase (gene Gmer). Gene Ontology annotation, biological process: nucleotide-sugar biosynthetic process. Gene Ontology annotation, molecular function: GDP-L-fucose synthase activity. Lineage: Eukaryota; Metazoa; Arthropoda; Insecta; Hemiptera; Aphididae. The transcript is spliced from 7 exons. The record is from RefSeq and is a predicted model, not a curated record. The coding region runs from base 336 to 1301 and encodes 321 amino acids.